AUGUCGGAAAACUACCGCAUGUAUGAUGACCGCUGGCGUGUGGAUCCAACAGUGACAGACCAGCCAUACGAUGUAUCCACAGAUUUCAAUGUGGCUCACAAUAUCAUGGACGAAAUUGCCACUAUCAUCAAUGCGCGUCCUACAUUAGGCCAGCAAAUGGAACACCAUACAGCAUACGAAAUGGCGCAGGUCGUCUUCGGAUCGAAUCAAAUUGAGCGCUUGGGUGCUGACUUGGAUGAGACUAAGCGACUUUGCAUGUCAAUCUUUAGGGGAGAUGAGGGUUUGGAGUAUGUGGAGAGGAGCGACGAAUACCAGCAGAAGCUGGACAAUUUUCUUCUGCGGCGGAAUAAGCCUGGUGAGAAAGCUAUUGUUAGAUCGCGGAGGGAGGUGGUGCAGCAUGCAGCUGCUUUUCAGUUCAUGAUCAAUGCCUUUGUCAAGCAGGACGAAAACAUGACUGAAACCCUGAUCAAGGAAACUCACGCCAUUCUUACCAAAGGCUUAAGUGCAGAAGACGCUGGCUUCGUCUCUGCAGCAGGCUUUGGUGGAACCUACCGCUCAGAACACGUCUUUGCUGGUGUCUCAAAGAUGACCAAGCCAGCUAACAUCGCUGGUGCUAUGAAAUCAAUGAUAGCACAGCUCCAGAGUGACUUGGCAGUAGUUGAAGCUACGGGGCACAUUGACCCAUUUAUGCUAGCUGCGACUUACUGUGACCGGUUUAUCAACAUACAUCCUUUCAAGGACGCUAAUGGACGGAUGUGUCGUAUUAUCCUUAAUGUAAUCCUGGUCAAAUAUGCUGGGGUGGUGGUGCCGCUUGGUGAGAAGGGAGAGGAGCGAGAUGAGUACUUGGCGAUUGCGCAGGAAAGCACACGAGUGGCUGGCCAUCCAGGCCAGCUUGGAACUUUGGUGCUUGCAAAGGCUAGUAAGGGCUUUAAGAAAAUGCUUAAUACGUUGAAGCGACCUAGUUCAGAGGAGUCGUAG
Molecule: messenger RNA, 978 nt
Organism: Bacidia gigantensis
Lineage: Eukaryota; Fungi; Ascomycota; Lecanoromycetes; Lecanorales; Ramalinaceae
Exons: 2
Coding region: 1-978 (325 amino acids)
Source: RefSeq, a predicted model, not a curated record